This is a messenger RNA of Triticum aestivum (bread wheat), 2949 nucleotides long. Its product is annotated as DNA mismatch repair protein MSH4. Gene Ontology annotation, cellular component: nucleus. The record is from RefSeq and is a predicted model, not a curated record. Gene Ontology annotation, biological process: reciprocal meiotic recombination; mismatch repair. The transcript has 23 exons. Gene Ontology annotation, molecular function: ATP binding; ATP-dependent DNA damage sensor activity; mismatched DNA binding. Bases 380 to 2656 code for a protein of 758 amino acids. NCBI's taxonomy places the organism in Eukaryota, Viridiplantae, Streptophyta, Magnoliopsida, Poales, Poaceae.
CGCAGGCCGCGUAGAGAAAACGGAAGCGACCAAACGCUCUCCUCGCCGCUUCGCACAGACACAUCCGCGCGCACACACCAGCUAGCAGCCGUGGUUGCAUCCUUCCAGGGUUCGGCGCAGGAGAUGGAGGAGGGCGCUGCCGGAGGAGGAGGGGGUGGGGGCGGCGGCGUCGCCGUCGCCGGCGAUCGAUCGAGCUUCGUGAUCGGCCUCAUCGAGAACCGAGCCAAGGAGGUUGGUGUUGCGGCAUUUGAUUUGAGAUCAGCCUCACUGCACCUAUCUCAGUAUAUCGAGACGAGCUGUUCAUACCAGAAUACGAAGACACUACUGCAUUUCUAUGAUCCGAAUACUGUAAUUGUGCCCCCAAAUAAAACUGCGGCAGAUGGUAUGGUUGGAGUUUCAGAGCUGGUUGAUAAAAAUUACCAAGCAAGCAAAAAGCUCACUUUGUAGGUCACGAUGGCACGUGGUUGCUUUGAUGAUACCAAGGUAUUAUGUUUUGUUUCCACUUACUGGGACAUCUAUUCUUUCAGUUAUCGGGUUAAUGAGACCCCUUAAUAUCACUCAUGUUCCCUUUAUCUGUAAGGGGGCGGUUAUGGUAAAAAAUCUGUCGGCUAGAGACCCAUCUGCACUUGGUUUGGAUACUUACUGCAAGCAGUACUAUCUUUGUCUUGCUGCGGCCUCUGCAACAAUUAAGUGGAUAGAAUCAGAAAAAGGUGUUAUUAUUACUAACCAUUCACUAUCAGUUACAUUCAACGGCUCAUUUGACCAUAUGAACAUCGAUUCAACUAGUGUUCAAACAUUAGAAAUAAUUGACCCUCUCCAUACUGAACUGUGGGGUACUAGCAACAAAAAGAAAAGUCUCUUUCAGAUGUUGAAGACUACAAAGACUACGGGAGGGUCUAGACUACUGAGAGCCAACUUAUUACAACCAUUAAAAGAUAUUCAAACUAUCAAUGCUCGGCUUGACUGCUUGGAUGAGCUAGUGAGCAACGAGGAACUAUUCUUUGGCUUGACACAAGGUCUCCGUAAAUUUCCAAAAGAAUCAGAUAAGGUUCUCUGUCACUUUUGCUUCAAACCCAAAAAGGUCACAGAUGAGGUACUGAAGCCUGCCAAUGGUCGAAAGAGCCAAUUGUUGAUAUCUGACAUUAUUGUUCUAAAAACUGCUCUGGAUGCAAUACCAUUCCUCUCCAAGGUUCUGAAGGGGGCGAACAGUUUUCUUCUUCAGAACAUUUAUCAGACCAUAUGUGAAAACCCAAAGUAUGGGAGCAUGAGAAAGAGAAUCGGAGAAGUGAUUGAUGAAGAUGUUAUUCAUUCGAGGGCUCCUUUUGUAGCCUGCACUCAGCAAUGUUUCGCUAUUAAACCAGGGAUUGAUGGCCUACUUGAUGUUGCUCGUCGAUCCUUCUGCGAUACAAGCGAAGCCAUACAUAACCUUGCCACCAAGUACAGAGAGGAGUUUACUCUGCCAAAUUUGAAGAUACCGUAUAACAAUAGACUGGGGUUUUACUUUAUUAUACCGCAGAGGGAUAUUACUGAAAAGCUUCCUAAUAAAUUUAUCCAGGUUGUUAGGCAUGGGAAGAAUGUCCAUUGCUCAAGCUUUGAGCUAGCUUCGCUAAAUGUUAGGAACAAGUCGGCUGCUGCUGAGUGCUUCUUGCGCACUGAACUCUGUUUAGAAGGACUUAUUAGUGAGAUCAGAGAAGACAUUCGUAUCUUAACAAUGCUCGCAGAAGUAUUAUGUCUUUUGGACAUGAUUGUAAAUUCUUUUGCCUAUACAAUAUCUACAAAGCCUGUUGAUCGCUACACUAGACCGGAGUUCACAGGUGAUGGUCCAAUGGCAAUCAAUGCUGGACGACAUCCUAUUCUGGAGAGCUUACAUACUGAUUUUGUUCCAAAUAAUAUCUUCCUUUCCGAAGCAUCGAAUAUGGUUCUUGUCAUGGGGCCAAAUAUGAGUGGAAAAAGUACAUAUCUUCAACAGAUUUGUCUAAUAGUUAUUCUUGCGCAAGUCGGCUGUUAUGUCCCAGCUCAAUUUGCAUCACUGAGAGUGGUUGAUCGUAUAUUUACACGCAUAGGCACUGGAGAUAAUGUUGAAAACAACUCGAGCACGUUUAUGACGGAAAUGAAAGAGACAGCUUUCAUCAUGCAAAAUGUUUCUUCAAGGAGCUUGGUUGUAGUGGAUGAGCUUGGAAGAGCUACUUCUUCCUCUGAUGGGUUGGCAAUUGCAUGGAGCUGCUGCGAGCACCUGCUAUCCCUCAAAGGCUACACGGUGUUUGCGACACACAUGGAGGGCUUGUCAGAGCUCGCAACGAUGUAUCCAAACGUGAAGGUCCUCCAUUUCGAGGUUGACUUGAGGAAUGGUCGCUUGGAUUUCAAGUUCCGGCUGAAGGAUGGCGUCCGACGGGUACCGCACUAUGGGCUUCUGCUAGCCAGAGUGGCCGGCCUCCCUGCUUCAGUGAUCGACAACGCGACCAGCAUCACUUCACGUAUCACAGAGCAGGAAAUGGUUAGGAUGGAUGCGAACUGUGUGCAGUACCAGCCGCUGAGGAUGGCGUACCAGGCCGCGCAACGGCUCAUCUGCUUGAAGUACUCGAACCAAGGGGACGACUACAUCCGUGAAGCAUUGCAGGACCUCAAGGAGAGUUACGCUGCAGGCAAUUUGAUAUGAAACAACAGGAGAUUACGUCUCCAGGAAUUUGAUAGAGGUCUGUUUGUAGGUCUAUGGCCGCAGAGGAUCCAUCAGUCUUAUUUUCAUCUGUCACUGUAAUUAUAUAGUAUAUUAGUCAAAAUCCGACACUGAAAGUGGCGAUAAGGGAGAGAUCCCCUAACACAAAGCACACCCGGAGUCGAUGUUGAGACGCGGAAUAGGAGGAAUCCUCCUUACAAUUGCAUAUUUGCGCAAGAAAAGUUGUACUUUAUGGAGUUACAAAAUCCUGCUAAGUGAUAGCCACCUUCUUACUC